GUGCACUUGUAGCACAGAGGGAAGGAAAAGGGAGGUGCGCAGGUGUGACAUCACGAGGAGGAAACGCAGGUGAUCAGGAACAGUAUAAGUAGAGGGCGAAUGGAAUGCAUGGGCCUCAUCCAGGGAAGGACGGGCUCGGCGCUCACAAGUCAGCCGGCAUGUUGCGACACCUCAGGGGCGUGUGCCUCCUGGUCCUCUGGCUGGCCGCCGGGGGCAGGGCGCUCCAGAUCACCGCACAGCGGGAGGGAUGCCAGACGCCGGAGUCCGCCGGCAAACCUCCGUGCCCGGCCAUGAGGAAGUGGAUGAGUCUGGUGAGCAACGUGGAUCAGGGCAUUAAGACGUCUGACAAUGAAACCAUUCUUGAGGGGCCGCAUGUCUUGGGCAAAAUCAAAGGGACGCCAGAAUACGGCUGCAUCCUGAAGCAAAUAUUUGAGUUCUACGCUAAAGUCCUGGCGGUGGGACAGAGGAAAGGAGGAAACUACACCGAUCUGAGCCACUUACUCGGCCGUCUAAAGAGGUGCCUGCUCAAGGUUCACUGUCCUGGGUUGUGCAAAAAAAUCAACAGACAAGCAAAGAAGCAAACUGUGGAGGUGGACAAUGUGAGCGACCUCAGCCCCAGACAACUGGCCAUGUUUCAGAUUCAAAAGCUUCAGGGAGCGAAGAGACGACUGGCUAAGGACCUGGGGACUCUGGAGAAGGCCAUCGUGGAGCUCAAAGGCCUCCAGUUCUAUGACAGCAACGCGGAGGUGAGAGUGGGCACGUGCCCCACGAAGGCACCGUAAGGGAGACGGAACACGUUACUCUGCUCGGGUCAGCAAGCGCUUAAAUCUUUUUCUAUUUAAAAAAAAAAAAAAAAGCUUAAGAGAGGAAAAUGUUAACCUCGUCAAACAUGCUGCAGUACUCGCAAGAUGCAUAUUGCCGAAACCAGUGAAAAAAAAAAAAAUCACAGUUUCAGUUCUGGGUCAAAGUUUUCAUUUCAUGACAUGAUGAAGGUCGCAUAUUUGUAAUUACAAUUAUUGUUGCCAUUUAUCUAUUAUGAAACAUUCUAUGGUAUAUGCUAAGUUUGUACUAUUUUUACAUUGAAAAAUAUUUAUGUGUAAUGAACAAUCUUUGCCAGACACAAAGUUCCAAUGUUCGGUCACUUGUGAAUUUUUUAUUUCAUGGUAUUUUGUUAAAUUUUUAAAAAUAAUAAUGUCAUUUUAUACGGUAUUUCAUAUUUGUGUUUUGAUAUCUCUGGGUUUUCCAUAAAUUCUAACUGUGGUGAAUGUAUUUCUUGGACUCAUACAUGCUAUGAUGGCUCAUCAGUUUGCCUUCUGAAUGUAAGAAAUUCCUCUUAAACUUCAACUGAUAUUUAUCGUAUGCUGUUGUACUAUAGAGUCAAUAAGAUUUUAUUGAAGGCCAGAGGUAAUGUACUUUCAGUGAAAGACAGAAUAUCUGCGGGCAGAAAUGAUUAUAUGCUAAUAAGAAUUUUCUACAUCACUGAAAAAAUAUUUUUCCACGAGAUACUGAAUGUAUAUUAAUGAGCACAAUGUCUGUAUUACUGUGUGAUGAACUCAGGACUGUCUUUGUCAGCUUUACAUGAAGAAAUAAAGCUUGCCUUUGUAUUUA
Anguilla anguilla (European eel) is the source of this 1608-nucleotide messenger RNA. RefSeq lists its product as uncharacterized. The record is from RefSeq and is a predicted model, not a curated record. The transcript is spliced from 6 exons. Lineage: Eukaryota; Metazoa; Chordata; Actinopteri; Anguilliformes; Anguillidae. Bases 105 to 782 code for a protein of 225 amino acids.